This is a messenger RNA of Fusarium proliferatum ET1, 777 nucleotides long. RefSeq lists its product as uncharacterized. Bases 1 to 777 code for a protein of 258 amino acids. The transcript has a single exon. NCBI's taxonomy places the organism in Eukaryota, Fungi, Ascomycota, Sordariomycetes, Hypocreales, Nectriaceae. The record is from RefSeq and is a predicted model, not a curated record.
AUGGAGUCUCCCAACAGCACCUGUCACACGUGGACACACCGAAUCCAAGGGAGAAUUUUAACGAACGAUGAGACCUACUUCGAGUACUUCGCUAUGGAAGACGGCGACGAAACCAUUGUUAUUGGAACUUGCUCCGGCUGCGGUGCCGAACCAUGUGGAGAUCACCUCUUGCAAGGCUUUCGAGAGUGUGACCGGCAAUUGGAACGAUAUUGUCGAGAGGGGUUUACCGGAGGCGAAGUGACGGUUCGGUUUCUCAAGACACGAAACCAACCUCUCACGAUAAUGGAAACCACCCGCUGCCACGUCUGCUACAGUCGCACCCACCCAACAGCGAUGUGCCUCAGGCUCCUUGAUAGCCGUACCUGUCGUUGUCCCAUUUGCCGCAGCAGCCAGCACGACAUAGGCGACUGUCCAGAUUUCGACACGAUGAACCCCAGCCGACAAGUUCAGUUGCUUGUAGCGGAUCGCGCUGGUCUUCCCCCUCUGGGAAAAUACUUUCCUUGGUGGGAUUAUCUUCACCGAUGGAUGAAUGACCCUGUCUCUGAGAACAAGGUUCUGUCUGGGUUUGCGUGGUCAGCGAACUUCGCCAAGGAGAUCACCUUGAGAGAAGGUGGACAAUACGUCAAAAUACUUCAAGCUGUGUUCGACAAGGAUCUCGAUCGUUCACUUCUGCCGGUGGAUGAGACCACUCGCACAAUCAAUGGCGUAUACACCAACUUGUGGUGUCCUGCCAACGUUAGAGGAUGGGUUCACAGCGCCGGGUCGAGCAACCAGUGA